Molecule: messenger RNA, 307 nt
Organism: Triticum aestivum (bread wheat)
Lineage: Eukaryota; Viridiplantae; Streptophyta; Magnoliopsida; Poales; Poaceae
Exons: 3
Coding region: 1-228 (75 amino acids)
Molecular function (GO): RNA binding
Source: RefSeq, a predicted model, not a curated record
AUGGGUGUCGCAGACGAGUACGUGGGCGCCGUCAUCAGCUAUGCCGGGAGGACCAUACGUGAGAUCGAACGGGUUACGGGCGUGCAAAUUAGUAUCUCUAAGGGGGAGCUCAAAGCUGGGACGAGCGAGAGGGAGGUGGUGAUCAGUGGGACAUGGGAGGCGGUCGAUGCGGCGGAGGUGAUGAUCGUGCAGCGGGUCUCGGACGCUGCCAAUAGUCGCCGCCGGUAGCAGGGUGGCGGUGGUGUUGACAGGCGGCCUGUCAAGGAAGUGGAGUAGCAGCAGCAGUAGCGGUGAUACAACAGAGCAA